AUGCCAAAGGUACUAGGUAUUGGAACGGAUAUUCACAAAUUAAGUCGCUUUUUUGAUAUUUUGAAAAGAAAUGGGCCGCUAGACUCUUACAAAACUCAGCGGUUUAGUGAGCGCAUUCUCAAUCCUGUGUAUGAAUUACCUACAUUCAUAGAAUACAAGAGCAAGCAUGAUAUAGAGAGGUGUGCACGAAUUCUGUCAAUUUCAUGGUGUGUUAAGGAAGCUAUAUUCAAGACAUUGGAUGGAGAAGAUCAAUCUAAUUUUGUUAUGAGUGAUUGGUAUAAAACGAACGACUUAAGAGGGCGUCCUCAAGUUGGAAAUGAUAAAUAUUUGAAAAUAAAGCAGGAAGAGUUUUUAUGUAGCUUAAGUCACGACGGUAAUUUGGUCUCCUCGUUUAUUAUAAGGCAGUCAAAACCCUCAGUGACUAAUUGCUGGAAUGGAAAGCAAUGUAAUGAUUAA
Messenger RNA from Pichia kudriavzevii, 456 nucleotides. RefSeq lists its product as uncharacterized. Gene Ontology annotation, molecular function: magnesium ion binding; holo-[acyl-carrier-protein] synthase activity. The coding region runs from base 1 to 456 and encodes 151 amino acids. The record is from RefSeq and is a predicted model, not a curated record. The transcript has a single exon. Lineage: Eukaryota; Fungi; Ascomycota; Pichiomycetes; Pichiales; Pichiaceae.